Gossypium raimondii (Peruvian cotton) is the source of this 653-nucleotide messenger RNA. Its product is annotated as late embryogenesis abundant protein Lea14-A. Gene Ontology annotation, biological process: response to desiccation. Gene Ontology annotation, cellular component: cytosol. NCBI's taxonomy places the organism in Eukaryota, Viridiplantae, Streptophyta, Magnoliopsida, Malvales, Malvaceae. The coding region runs from base 78 to 533 and encodes 151 amino acids. The record is from RefSeq and is a predicted model, not a curated record. The transcript is spliced from 2 exons.
AUCGAGCAUUGGCGAAGCUCAUCCUCAGAAUACAUCCUAGAAUAUAUCAAAACCCUCCAAAAAAGACUUUGUACGGAAUGUCGCAGUUGUUGGAGAAGGCGAAGGACUUCGUGGUGGAUAAGGUGGCCAACAUAAAGAAGCCGGAGGCUAGUGUCUCGGACGUUGAUCUGAAACAUGUGAGCCGUGAGUGCGUCGAGUAUGGUGCUAAGGUCUCUGUCUCCAACCCCUACAGCCAUUCCAUCCCCAUUUGUGAGAUCUCUUACAAUUUCAAAAGUGCUGGAAGAGGGAUAGCAUCAGGGACAAUACCAGACCCGGGGUCAUUGAAAGCCGGCGACACAACGAUGCUGGACGUGCCAGUGAAGGUGCCGUAUAACAUCUUAGUAAGCUUGGCAAAGGAUAUUGGUGCAGAUUGGGACAUUGACUAUGAAUUGGAAUUGGGUCUCACCAUUGAUCUUCCUAUCGUUGGGAACUUCACUAUCCCUCUCUCUCAGAAAGGAGAGAUCAAGCUUCCUACUCUCAGUGACAUCUUUUAGAUUUAUCAUUAUUAUGUCUCUCUCAUACUCAUAAAACUUGUGUGUCGCUGUAACAUGAAGAAUAUAUCGAACCAUACUAGGUUGUUUUUCUUUUAAUAUGAUACAUCUUUUGCUUUAUUA